Messenger RNA from Pimephales promelas (fathead minnow), 2195 nucleotides. Its product is annotated as fidgetin. The record is from RefSeq and is a predicted model, not a curated record. NCBI's taxonomy places the organism in Eukaryota, Metazoa, Chordata, Actinopteri, Cypriniformes, Leuciscidae.
CUGGUAGAGCGCAUGCGCGGUAAGGGAUGAAGCUUCUCCGCUUUUUUUCGGCAGCUGGCGUGAGGUUCUGGAAUUCCAACAUGGCAGUAGAUGUGGUCAGUAAUUCUGUGGUGGUCAGUCUCUCCAGCCCUGACUUGGAAGCAUUCCAGAACAUCACCGACUCGGAGUAACCGCCAUCCGCCGCUCUCAGCAGCACGGCUGGACGCUUCGCCGUUCUCAGGCGCGGAACAGUUGGGGUUCCUGUCCGCCCAACACUGUUUGCAUGCGGUGUGUCAUUCAACUUAACUGAAAAACUCUUUCUCUACAAUACUCCUCCCUGUCUCUCUCCGUCACCUCGCUGAUGUCAAGCAAUAUGAUCAGCGGUGUAUAUGGCGUGACCAUGCAGUGGAGCCCUGAACAGUCACAGUGGGCGGAGCAACACUAUGACAUCACCUCGACCACUCGUUCGCCGGGGCAUAAGAUCGAAGCACUUAGGGAUCCAAGGCUAACAGGUUCGACCUCAACCGCAGCGUACCAACAUUCAUGGGCAAACGAUGACAUUUCAGCUCUGACGGCUUCUAACCUGCUCAAGCGGUAUGCAGAGAGAUAUUCUGCCAUCCUGGAUCUACCCUGUGAGAACGGACUUGUAGGAUAUCCAGACGCAGCCAUCUCCGUUAGCAUUAGGGGACCCGGUGUUGUGAAUAACGGGCCCCCCCUUCUCAAUGGACGGAAGGUGGAGGCAGAGCCCUGGCUGGAGAGCGUCUACCCUCCGUUCGGUUGCGUGCCCGAACUUCUUCCCAAAGCAGCGCUCAGCGUGUCGGAUGUGUCCGUCAGUGCGUGCAACUCCCCAGUUGUAGGCAGCGGAAGUCUUCCAGAAUCUUGUUUCUCCAGCAGCAGUUGUAACGGUCAGUCCGCGAAUCAGGAAUACAGCAGCACUCCCUACAGCACUCCCUUCCUGCAGCCUGUAGGAACUUACGCAGGCUCUCUUUUCCACCCUACCCCUUACAGUGCUAACACCUCGCAAAACCUAUCGGCAUACAGUUACCCAAAUCCCCGUUACCCCUCACAGGCCGUUCUUCCUAUAGGCUACAGUCCUCCCCCAGCGUACCUGCCUUCAGGUAUAAAUCCUCCUAACCCUCUUCCAACUGUGGGAUACUCAUAUCCUACCACCAGCCUGGGAGGUAGUGUCUCUGAAAGUGAUGCCCCAAGUGCAACCAACCUUUCAAAGUCAUAUUACCCAUCAACUCAAAGUGAGAUUGGAGUGUUUGAGGAGUUUGAUUUUGGCGGAAACUCUAAUUCGGACUCUAGGUCUGAAGGCAGUCCCCUCUACAGACCAUCAGGGGAUGACCCGGUGGACAAGCAAAAUGGGUUCAGCCAAUCGGCGGGUGAAACUUCAUCUUUCAAGCCAGCUAAUCACGGAGACUCUUUGAGAAGCCUGGAGACUCUCACAGUUGCCAUGAGCGGCCGGAACAAUGGUACAUCCGGGCAGCACUUCCCAUCUACCUCGACUUCUGUUGUCACUUCUCACCAACAUCUCUGCCUUGAUACAAACACACCCUGAGAGAUUGUGCUCAUACUCAAGCAGCAAUGCUUGAGUUGCUGAAGUGUGAUUGCUUCCUCGUAAUGGAUCGGAGGUAGAAAGGAGGGACUUGCUCAAAGCCAUUGUGUCGGGCCUCAAAAUACAGCUGCAUCAUGGGCAAUUCUGUCCUGGAAGACAGCAGGAGUUUAGUUUCUCCUUUCUGGAAAGAGGACUAUGAUGUUUAUGUCCCUCCUAGCCGAGCCUAACUGGUCAUUGCGAGACAAUGGCCUCCUCACUCUGCUGGAAUGGACAAACCGGUAUCCUCCAUGAUGGACACGCAUAUCUGAGAGGGAUGGAAAGAUUUCACUCCUCCAUUCCGAGAGAUAGGAGAGUACAUCAAGGGAAUUGAUAUGCCUAAUGGAUGUGUUGCGAUUACCAUGGAGACAAGGAGUCACGGUAACAGAUGUGGUGGUUGGACACUAGCUACGUAUGGUUGACCAUCUUGCCAUGGUGUACAUUCUGUGUGUGCGUGUGUUUGUGGCCUUGUAAUGGUUAUUUAUGUGGUGAGCUUUAAGUGUAAAUCCUGUUGCCCCUUUUCCACGGGAGAGUUGACAAAUCCUGCUUGUUUAAAGAGUCCAUGUGUGUGAGUGUGGGAGAGAUAAAUAAAACCUCAGGAAAGUGUCUGUCAGUUAAAUAC